Castor canadensis (American beaver) is the source of this 3695-nucleotide messenger RNA. It is a transcript of the gene Gpr18, whose product is annotated as G protein-coupled receptor 18. Gene Ontology annotation, molecular function: G protein-coupled receptor activity. The record is from RefSeq and is a predicted model, not a curated record. Gene Ontology annotation, biological process: positive regulation of Rho protein signal transduction; phospholipase C-activating G protein-coupled receptor signaling pathway. NCBI's taxonomy places the organism in Eukaryota, Metazoa, Chordata, Mammalia, Rodentia, Castoridae. Gene Ontology annotation, cellular component: plasma membrane.
GAAAUGAAUAGUCCCUGAAAUGUGACAAGUUCCUCUGCGUAAAUAAAAAACUCAUUAGGUUCAAAUAUUAAAGAAGCAAACUAAGACAUUAUGAAAGUUUAAUCCUUGAUUCAAUAUUUAUUUGUCAAAUGGUUUGGGGGAGUUUCUUUUUUUCACUGUACAGCCUUGCCAACAUAAAAUCAUAAUGAAAAGCCAGGAGCACAGAGUGGAGUUCAAUGCUGCACGUUUGUCCCUGCCACAAACCAGGUCUCUGCCUAUGUCUCUGGUAUCUCACAGGUUGAUCAUGAUGUCCCUCUGGGCUCAGGAAUGUGUUCAUACUCCCCAGGAUCUACAUGCACUUACUUGUACAGUCAAACAUUCAAGCAACAUUAAAUGCCCUUCCAUACAUGAAAAUACAAUUCACGCCAACUCUCAUGGAACUUGAUGUCACGGAGCAUAAAGGCAAGUAAAUAACACAACCACAAUACAAACUUGCUGCCACAGGGCAACAUUACUAGCACUAAGGAACCAACCUUAUGGGGCUGAAUAGCAGCGCAGCUUUAGAGGGCAAAGAAAACUUCCUGGAAAAGGCAGCUUCAAGGAUAAAUGGUAGCUGGUAAAACCAAGAAGUAGAACGGCUACAGGUGGGUGGAACAGCACACAAAAGGCAGGACAGAAAGUCCCACGUGGCUGCAAUGGAAAGUAAGAUGGAAAAAGUGACUGCAGACCCCAGCUUUAUACUAAUUUGCCCCUGGAUGCCUCUCUAAGAAGCUGACAAUUCAGAAAUAAGGAUGUCGUAUAUGGGAACAGACUCAAGUCUUAAUGAGAAGGCUCCUCUAGAUGCAACCUUGAUUUUAACAGCAUGGGAAAACUUGUCACAGGCUAUAUGAAAUAAGGCAAAGGACAGACUGGGUCUGUGGAUAAGAGGUUCUAUCCGGCUGAAAUAUCACACUGGCAUAUGAAACACAACUACACAAAUUUAAAAACUGAUGGGUUGUAAUUCAUCAAUGAAGAAGUUGUAUUUAGUGACUAAAUCAAGGUAGUCACCUCAUAAGAAGUUACUGCAGUAGCUAGGGGACACAAAGGAAGAUAGUAAACUCCUAAAGAAGCUAGGCUUGGCUGUCGAUGAGUUCUCUGGGUUGUCUAGGACCCUCUCUGGCUCCCAAUUUCCUCAUCUACGUAAGAAAUAGUUACUGUGGUUGUCUACAAUGCUUCUAGAACCCAUUAUUCUGGUAGGUUGUAGAGUACUGUAGUCACAAGUAUUUUAUCACCAAAGAAAAAGACUUUAGCACCUUUUUAAGAGCACAGGCUCUCAAACUCAUAUUCAAAAAAGCAAAUGUACUUAAAUUCAGGUACUUUUAAAAGUUGACAAAUUAUGCAUAACCGAAUAUGGAGAAAUAAGCAAAUGAGAUGAUAUCUUUUUUAAAGAAAAGAGAAAGUUAAGAAAAUAAAUAUAACCAUGCAGGCAAUGAUUUGGUUACUCAACUUCCCUUUCUGUUGGUUUCAUUUCACUUCUUAGGUUAAAACACUUCUAAUAUGUAAAUUAUUCCACUGAAGACUUCCAGAGUCCUUUUGUGAGACUGCAGGGUUAUUUAUGCAAAAGAAAUUAUAUCUAGACUUCCAUAUAAUACAAUGCUUUUAUGAAGCACUGGGGAGUUACAAAAUAAAGCAAACCAAAGUGGAUAAAUGUACAUGGCAAAACAGAAGCAAAUAAUUGAGGACUCCAAUUUUUACUUACAUUAGGUUUAAGUAGUAAAAAGUAGAUAUCCUAUGAUUUUAGGAACUUGGUAAUAAAGACACAUCUUAGGAGUAUCAACCAAGUGUCAGGUGCUUUGUUAAGCACUUAGGAUUCUGGAUUAGAGUCCUCACAGAAGGGUAUUAUAUAUUUUAAUUGUAUAGAAACUAAGUAGAAAGAAAAAGUAACUAGACAAAGUCACCUAGCUUAGAAAAUUAAAGAGACUAGACUUUGAACCCUGUACUGCUCAACAUCAAAUCUCCUCUUCCUAUAAAUGGUGCUGGCUUAAAACAUCAAAGUAAACAGUUAAUUGAAGAAAUUCCCCCUUUUCAUGUAACUCUUAACUAUAUGCCACCAUUUUAAGAGGAGCCUAUGCUAAGCAUGACUUUAUAAACAAAUCACUUGGGAAAGAGAAAAACCACAUUCAGGGUGAAGUCGAAAGUUGAAAUGCUUUAUUUCAGAGAGCACUUCCUGAAAGAGUUAGAACAGCAAUUAACAGCUCAAAGGUGCCAAUUCCUACAACUAGCACUGUAUCUGAAAAAAUCUUUUAAAGAAACAAGAGAGACAAAAGAAAUCAGCAUUUCUGAAAAGCACCAUUUCCAGACAGCGCUACUUUAGCCCAAGCAGCUCCGGAGACACCAAUUUUACAGAACUGGGCAAACAGGAGAAUGUUAACCUCUAAGGCAACCCUUUGAUGGACAGGAGUUUGUAAGUAUCAUGCCUACCAAGCUAUACGAUGACUACUCCAAGCAAUCAAGAUCAAACUGUCCCUUCUAAUAGCUCACAUUCAGACGAAUACACAAUUGCAGCCCUUAUCUUCUACAGCUGCAUCUUCCUGAUUGGAUUAGUUGUUAAUGUCACUGCAUUAUGGGUUUUCAGUUGUACCACCAAGAAAAGAACCACUGUAACUAUUUAUAUGAUGAAUGUGGCACUACUGGACUUAAUAUUUAUAAUGAGUCUACCCUUUCAAAUGGUUUACUAUGCAAAAGGUGAAUGGCCAUUUGGAGAGUACUUUUGCCACAUUCUUGGGGCUCUUGUAGUGUUUUAUCCAAGUAUUGCUCUAUGGCUUCUUGCUUUAAUUAGUGCUGACAGAUACAUGGCCAUUGUACAGCCAAAAUAUGCCAAAGAACUUAAGAACACGUGCAAAGCUGUGACUGCCUGUGUGGGGGUCUGGAUAAUGACUCUGAUGACCAUGGUUCCUCUGCUACUGCUCUAUGAAGACCCAGAUAAAGCCUCCUCCCCUGCCAGCUGCCUAAAGAUUUCUGACAUCAUCCAUUUAAAAGCAGUCAAUGUGCUGAACUUCACUCGACUGAUAUUUUUCUUUUUGAUCCCUUUGUUCAUCAUGAUUGGGUGCUAUAUGGUUAUUAUUCACAGUCUCCUCCAUGGUAGGACAUCUAAGCUGAAACCCAAGGUCAAGGAGAAGUCCAUACGGAUCAUCAUCACACUCCUGCUGCAGGUGCUCAUUUGCUUCAUGCCCUUCCACAUCUGUUUUGCUUUCCUGAUGCUGGACGGGGAAGAAAACAGUUACAAACCCUGGGGAGCUUUCACCACCUUCCUCAUGAACCUCAGCACCUGUCUGGAUGUGAUUCUCUACUACAUUGUUUCCAAACAAUUUCAGGCUCGCGUCAUUAGCGUCAUGCUGUACCGCAAUUACCUGAGGAGUGUUCGCAGAAAAAGUUUCCGAUCUGGGAGUGUACGGUCACUAAGCAACAUAAACAGUGAACUGUUAUGAACAGGAGGAAGCUGUUUUUCUCUGAUCUCUUUAAAAUUCAUUUUCCAACUACUCUAGGGUAAGUGGAUAGUCUAUAUGAUAGUAUCAAGUCCCUUCUAUGGUAAAAACAAAAAAAAAAGAAACCUUUUUAAAUCUUUUGUGGAAUCUUAUCAUUGCAGCAACAUGAUUAAAUAUUCUGAGUAUUUUAAACUCAUUUUUAUUUUAAAACGUAUAGAAAACAUUUUCAUGAAUUAUUAGAAGAAAAACACA